This is a messenger RNA of Cottoperca gobio, 698 nucleotides long. RefSeq names its product CCAAT/enhancer-binding protein-like. Gene Ontology annotation, molecular function: RNA polymerase II cis-regulatory region sequence-specific DNA binding; DNA-binding transcription factor activity, RNA polymerase II-specific. The transcript has 3 exons. Bases 45 to 692 code for a protein of 215 amino acids. Gene Ontology annotation, biological process: DNA-templated transcription; regulation of transcription by RNA polymerase II; myeloid cell differentiation. NCBI's taxonomy places the organism in Eukaryota, Metazoa, Chordata, Actinopteri, Perciformes, Bovichtidae. The record is from RefSeq and is a predicted model, not a curated record.
AGAAGAAGAAGUGAUGGUUAUCUCAGACAGAGCUACCUGUCUGCAUGUCAGUUAAAGUCAAACUGUCAGAGAGACCUGAAGCAUAUUCAGAGUUUGUGAAGAGCUACAUCAUGAUGUCUGAUUCCAGGGUUUCCUCUGUCAUCCAGGACUGGGCGGGCUCAUACCCGGGUCAGGCCAACAGCCUGAACCCUACCACAGCGACCAAUCAGCUGUCUCAGAUGGACAUGAUGCCGUACAGCCAGUCUCAGGGACUGAUGAGAGGGGGCAGUGAUGACCGGGGGGCUGAGCAGAUGAUGGGACUGUCUUAUCUGCCGUACUCAUCUUCCUGUCUCAGCAACACCUCAAAUGCAGGAAACCACCAACAGAGCCACGCCAACACUCAGCAGGACUUCUCCUCCUUCCUCAUGCCAACUCUGCGGGCCCCGGUAAACAAGAGGAGCAUCAGCAAGGACAGUGUAGAGUAUCGCAUGCGACGAGAGAGGAACAACGUCGCUGUGAGAAAGAGCCGGGACAAGGCCCGCCGGAGGAUCCUGCUGACCCAGCAGAGGGCCAUGCAGCUGCAGGAGGAGAACCAGAAGCUGCAGGUGAGGAUAGGGCAGCUGACACAGGAGCUGGACUCUCUCAAACACAUCCUGUCACAGCGACACCUUCAGGGGGCGGAUGGGGGAGCAGCAGGGGAGUCCAGUAUCUAGAACCAC